UUGCUUCUAAAGUGGACAUUUCUGCCUUUUCCUUUUCAAUCAGGUCCGAGGAAUCCCAACUUCACUCAAUCUCCUGCUCAUCAAUAUCAUAGUAAUUAUUCGCCCAAUAGUUAUACUCCCAAUCAAAGAAUACAUGAAGCAUCAUUGAGUUUUGGUGGUUCAGAUUCUUGGAGAAGUCCAGUUGGAAUUGCUAGUCCUUUUCCUGGGCAACAAGGGACUCCUCCAGGGGUCUGGAAUAGAUCUGGUGGCAGGGCUGGCUAUAGCUUUCCCUCCCAUUCACCAAGAGGUGUCGGCUUUCCCUCCCAUUCACCAAGAGGUGUUGGCUUCCCCAGUCCUGGUCUUGGACGGGGUGGUAUCCCUAGUCCUAGUUCUGGAAGAGGUAGUCAUCAGUUUAGUAACAGCCGCAGCCCUGGCUCAGGAAGAGGUGGUGGAAGAGGGCGUGGUUUCCAUACUGUUGUCUCAGCACGUGAGAGGCCAGACAUGUUUUACAACAAGACCAUGGUAGAAGAUCCAUGGAGGUUGUUGACUCCAGUUGUUAGAAGUUCAGGUCUGCAAGUGAACGCUCGGCAUACCUCUGGUUCUCUAAGAUCUUGGCUUCCGAAAUCAAUUGGCCUGAAAAAGGCCAGAGGUUUAGAAGCUGGAAAUGAGUUUGAUUCUCAAUCAAGCCUUGCUGAAUGUCUGGCUGCCUCUUUUGAGGAGGCUGUUAAUGAUGCAACAAGCAUAUAAGAGGUGGGUGCACAGGAGAAGCUUGACCUAUUUUCUGUUAGUGUGGGCUACUUUUAAGAUCUCUCUUUGCUAUGCUUAUCUGAUCUCAGUGCAAGUUUGGUCUUUUUCUGGAAAACCUACUGCCAUUGCCAACAGCCCAAAAGGUGUCCAAGGAAGAUCCCAAAGAAUGCUUUCUCCAAGCAGGGGAGAACAUGAACAAGUAUGCCUAGGUAUGUCAUUUAUCUGACUUCAUUUUGGGCCAAAAUUAUGAGUAGCUUCAUACAUCUCUCCAUUGAGGAAGUUUAUGAGUUUGUAAUUUAAGCCAACAAUUCAACUGCAAGUUCUCAAUUGCAAAAAUUGGGCAUCUUGUGGUUGUCCGAAAUUCUUUCUGACAUAGAUACCAUUAACAAGAUACUCUGAAGUUUUUGGAAUACUGAAUUCCUUCAAAAAAUGGUGAAUAUAUAAUAAUCUUAUUUAGCUGCUGUAUGUCCAUAAGAAUUCUUUGGAAAAGAAUGCAUUUAACUUCAGUAGUGACCUACUGUGGGUGUUCUAACUUUAUUCUUGUAAAUAUGCCAUUCAUUAACUAUUUUUUGUGACUGGCAAGCUUUGAAAAUCAUCA
Macadamia integrifolia is the source of this 1324-nucleotide messenger RNA. RefSeq names its product protein SICKLE-like. Gene Ontology annotation, biological process: mRNA splicing, via spliceosome; miRNA processing. The record is from RefSeq and is a predicted model, not a curated record. The annotation marks the transcript as partial. Lineage: Eukaryota; Viridiplantae; Streptophyta; Magnoliopsida; Proteales; Proteaceae. The transcript has a single exon.